GGCUGCCGGUCUAUCGGCGGCGCGGGGGCGGGCGGCCGGCCCGGGGCCCGGACAUAAGAUGGCGGCGGCGUUGCUGGGGAGGCGGCGGCGGCGGUUACGGCCGUGCGGGCUGUCGCGGAGCGCGGGCGGCGCGCGGCUCUGCCCGGGCUCGCAGGGCGGAUAGAGCGGGGCCGGCUCGGCGGAGCGGGGCCGCCAUGGGCUCCCAGGUGCUGCAGAUCCUGCGCCAGGGCGUGUGGGCGGCGCUGAGCGGCGGCUGGUACCAGGACCCGCACCAGGGCGCUGGGGUCAACGCGCUGCACCUCUACCUGUGGCUCUUCUUGCUCGGCUUCCCCUUCACCCUCUACAUGGCUCUUCCUUCUUCCAUGAUGAUAGUAGCUGUCUACUGCCCGGUGAUAGCAGCUCUCUUUAUCGUUUUGAAGAUGGUGAAUUACCGUUUGCACAGGGCACUGGAUGAGGGAGAAAUUGUGGAGAGGAAUGCCAGUGAGCGUAUGGACAGAGGUGCAAAACCAGAACAAAGCAAUGUUUCAGCCAAGAGGAAAGACAGCAAUGGGCCCAGUGACCCUGGUGGAGGGAUUGAGAUGUCAGAGUUCAUUCGAGAAGCAACUCCCCCUGUGGGCUGUAGUUCACGCAAUUCUUAUGCUGGGGUAGAUCCCAACAGCCAGGUUGGAUCUGGGUUAUCUCGUCUGGGAACAGCAGCAACCAUCAAAGGAGAUACUGACACUGCCAAGACUUCUGAUGAUAUCAGUUUAAGUCUUGGCCAGAGUUCUAGCCUGUGUAAAGAAGGGAGUGAAGAACAAGAUUUGGCAACUGAUCGGAAGCUUUUUCGUCUGGUGUCGAAUGACUCGUUUGUCUCCAUCCAACCUUCAUUAUCCUCUGGACAGGAUUUGCCAAGAGACAACAGUGACAAAGUGUGCCUCUCGAACAACCAGCUUGUGGACCAGUCUAAAACAAGUGCAUGUGACACAGAAGUAGCUUCACUUGUAACUCUGCAUUCUCACUCCUAUAGGAAGGAUCAUAGACCACGAGGUGUACCAAGGACUUCUAGCUCUGCUGUCGCUUUUCCAGAUGCUUCACUAAAUGACUUCCCUCUCUACCAGCAAAAACGAGGACUAGAUCCUGUCAGUGAGUUAGAAGCUUCCAAGCCCCCUUCUGGAUCCAGAGAGUCCUUGGCUGAGAACUCUUGCAUUUCAGGAGUUUUUCAAUUAGAUGACAUUCUGAAAAGUAGCAGCCCUCAACCAUUGGCUAAGAGUGGGAAGAGCAAAUCCUUGAAAGCAGAUAAAAGUGUGGACAGUCUGAGAAGCCUGAGUACUAGAAGCAGUGGUUCAACAGAAAGCUACUGCAGUGGAACUGAUCGUGACACUAACAGUACUAUCAGUAGCUAUAAAAGUGAACAUACUAGCUCAACGCAUAUAGAAAGUGUGUUGUCAGAGCAUGAGGAGGAGUCUCCUAGAGAAGAGAAAAAGGAUGCUAAGAAAAAGGACUGUGGUGUCGACUCAGAGGAUGACAGUAGUUCUACUACUGACAAAAGGACUAGUAGCGAAAGGACUGCUGUGGAAGUGAGCACUAACAGUGGUGUUCAAGAGGUAAAGGGUUCUAAUGCAUCUGAUGAGAUGCACAGUCAGAAAGGUCUUGGUGCCUCUGCUUCAGAAGAGGCCAAUAAGAACCCACAUGCCAAUGAAUUGACUACGCAAGCUGACAGGCCACCUGGGAAGGCUGCUGAACAAAGAGAUGAGCAGAGUGAGAAACUAGCUGUGUUAGUAGAUUCAAGAGCUUCUAAAGAAAUGAGUGGAAAACAAAAAGAAGGAGAUGUUCGACCAAAAUCUUCUAGUUUAAUACAUCGAACAGCCUCUACCCACAAGUCCAGCCGGAGAAGGACAGGAAAAAAGCGGGCUAGUAGUUUUGAUUCAAGUCGGCACAGGGAAUAUGUUUCCUUCCGAGGUGUAUCUGGUACUAAACCUCACAGUGCUGUGUUCUGUCACGAUGAGGACUCCAGUGAUCAAAGUGACUUGAGCAGGACAUCAAGUAUGCAGUCAGCUCAUCAGUUCAGCAGUGAUAGCUCUUCCAGCACCACCUCCCAUUCAUGCCAGUCUCCUGAGGGAAAGUACAGUGCUCUAAAGACCAAAUAUGUUUCUAAAGAACGUGGGGGCACAGACCCUGAAAAUGCUCACAAAACCCAUGUAGGCUCUGAAGGAAUUAGCAAAAAACGAUCUACACGUCGGACUUCUAGCACAAACAGUGCCAAGAAUCGUGCUAGAGUAUUAAGCCUGGACAGUGGUACUGUAGCUUGUUUAAAUGACCCAAAUAGUUUAAUGGCACCAGGUAACAUAAAACAGUUAACCACUUCAAAAUCUGAUUUGGAAGCCAAAGAAGGAGAGGUGCUAGAUGAGCUAUCUCUGUUGGGAAGGGCUUCACACUUAGAGUCAGUCACUCGUUCUAGGAAUAGCUUACCAAGCCAGGCUACGUUUCCUGAAGGGGAAGAGCAAGAAUCAGCAAGUGGAGCAGCACAAGCCAGCGAGGAGACUGUCACAUUUCGUCGUGAACGCAGCACAUUUAGGCGUCAGGCAGUACGACGCCGGCACAAUGCAGGGAGUAACCCUACCCCUCCUACAUUGCUCAUCGGAUCACCCCUCAGCCUUCAAGAUGGUCAGCAAGGCCAGCAGCCCUCCUCCCAGGUCAGAGUGCAGUCCCGCCCCCCUUCCCAGGCAGCUGUGCUCGGCGCUAGCGCCUCCUUGCUGGUGAGAAAUGGGAGUGUCCACUUAGAAGCAUCACAUGCCACUGCAUCUGCUGUAGGCGGUAGCAGUUUGCACGAUGAACUUGGUAAGUUCAGUUCUACGCUCUACGAGACAGGGGGCUGCGACAUGUCACUUGUGAACUUUGAGCCAGCUGCAAGAAGAGCAUCCAACAUCUGUGACACGGACUCUCACGUAUCGAGUUCUACCUCAGUUCGCUUUUAUCCACAUGAUCUACUUUCUCUUCCUCAGAUCAGGUUGAACAGGCUGCUAACCAUGGAUACAGAUCUGCUGGAGCAGCAGGAUAUUGACCUGAGCCCUGACCUUCAGGACCACAUGCAACCUCAAGAGGAAGCAGCUCAAAAAGUCAAGCAGUACUAUCGCUUUUGGAUCCUUCCUAAGCUUUGGAUUAGCAUCAAUUUUGAUAGAUUAACUCUUCUGGCUUUAUUUGAUAGGAAUCGUGAGAUCCUUGAAAAUGUGUUAGCUGUCAUCCUAGCUAUUCUAGUUGCAUUUCUGGGCUCUGUACUUCUUAUAGAGGGCUUUUUCAAGGAUAUUUGGGUCUUCCAGUUCUGCCUGGUAAUAGCCAGUUGUCAGUACUCGCUGUUGAAGAGCGUUCAGCCAGAUUCUUCUUCCCCUCGACAUGGUCAUAAUCGUAUCAUAGCCUAUAGUAGGCCUGUAUAUUUCUGUUUAUGUUGUGGUCUUAUUUGGCUGUUGGAUUAUGGCAGCAGAAACAUAUCUACAACAAGAUUCAGGCUGUAUGGAAUGGCUUUCACCAACCCAUUGCUGCUGCUUUCAGCCAGGGACUUAGUUAUAGUGUUUACGCUAUGUUUCCCUAUAGUAUUCUUCAUUGGUCUCCUGCCUCAGGUGAAUACAUUUGUGAUGUAUCUCUGUGAACAGCUGGAUAUUCAUGUCUUUGGUGGCAAUGCUACCACAAGCCUGCUUGCAGCACUUUACAGUUUUAUCUGUAGUAUUGUGGCAGUAGCAUUGUUGUAUGGACUGUGCUAUGGUGCCCUGAAGGAUUCUUGGGAUGGGCAGCAUAUUCCAGUUCUCUUCUCCAUAUUUUGUGGUUUGUUAGUGGCAAUAUCGUAUCAUCUCAGCAGACAAAGUAGUGACCCUUCUGUACUUUUCUCUUUAGUGCAAUCAAAAUUUUUUCCUAAUUCUGAAGACAAAAACCCCGAGGAUCCUCUGUCUGAAGUAAAAGAUCCUUUACCUGAAAAGCUUAGAAAUUCUGUGAGUGAACGACUGCAGUCUGACCUGAUUGUGUGUAUAGUCAUUGGUGUACUCUAUUUUGCAAUUCACGUCAGUACAGUAUUUACAGUUUUACAGCCUAUUUUAAGUUAUGUUCUCUAUGCAUUGGUGGGUACGGUAGGCUUUGUGACCCAUUAUGUUCUGCCUCAACUCCGAAAGCAACUUCCUUGGCAUUGCUUUUCUCACCCGCUGCUGAAAACCAAGGAAUACUAUCAGUUUGAAGUCCGAAAUGCUGCACAUGUUAUGUGGUUUGAGAAACUUCACAUUUGGCUCCUUUUUGUAGAGAAGAAUGUUAUCUAUCCACUGAUAGUCCUCAAUGAGCUUAGUAGCAGUGCUAAGAAUAUUGCUAGUCCAAAGAAACUGGAUACUGAGUUGGGUGCUUUAAUGAUCACAAUAGCUGGCUUGAAGUUACUGCGUUCAUCAUUCAGUAGCCCAACGUGCCAGUAUGUCACUGUUAUUUUCACAGUGCUCUUCUUUACUUUUGAUUACAAAAGUUUUACUGAGACCAUGCUGCUAGAUCUCUUCUUCAUGUCCAUACUCUUCAGCAAGCUUUGGGAACUCUUUUAUAAAUUGAGAUUUGUAUAUACCUACAUUGCUCCCUGGCAGAUCACAUGGGGAUCUGCCUUCCAUGCUUUUGCCCAGCCCUUUGCUGUGCCACAUUCUGCAAUGUUGUUUGUCCAAGCAGCUGUGUCAGCUUUCUUCUCUACUCCACUGAAUCCUUUUCUGGGAAGUGCAAUAUUCAUCACUUCAUAUGCCAGGCCUGUCAAAUUCUGGGAAAGAGAUUACAACACAAAACGUGUGGAUCAUUCAAAUACAAGACUGGCUUCGCAGCUUGAUCGAAAUCCAGGUUCAGAUGAUAACAACCUGAAUUCAAUCUUCUAUGAACAUUUAACGCGUUCCCUUCAGCACAGCUUAUGUGGAGACUUGUUGUUGGGUCGGUGGGGAAACUAUAGUACUGGGGACUGCUUCAUCCUAGCCUCUGACUACCUCAAUGCACUAGUACACCUUAUAGAGAUAGGAAAUGGCUUGGUCACCUUCCAGCUGAGGGGGCUUGAAUUCAGAGGAACUUAUUGCCAGCAACGAGAAGUAGAGGCCAUCACUGAAGGUGUAGAGGAAGAUGAGGGGUUUUGUUGCUGUGAACCAGGCCACCUUCCUCACAUGCUUUCCUUUAAUGCUGCCUUUGGGCAGCGUUGGCUAGCUUGGGAAGUGCUUGUGACAAAAUAUGUUCUGGAGGGUUAUAGCAUCACUGACAACAGUGCAGCUUCCAUGCUUCAAGUCUUUGAUCUCCGGAAAAUUCUCACCACUUACUAUGUGAAGGGAAUCAUCUAUUAUGUCACAACAUCCCCCAAGCUAGAGGAAUGGUUAGCUAAUGAGACAAUGCAGGAAGGACUGCGGUUGUGCACAGACCGCAAUUAUGUUGAUGUAGACCCAACAUUUAACCCCAAUAUUGAUGAGGAUUAUGACCACCGUCUAGCAGGGAUCUCGAGAGAGAGUUUCUGUAUGAUCUAUUUGAACUGGAUAGAAUAUUGCUGCUCUCGAAGAGAAAAGCCGCUGGAUUCAAGUAAAGACUCACCCCUGGUGACAUUGUGUUAUGGACUCUGUGUUCUGGGGCGGAGAGCAUUGGGAACAGCUUCACAUCAUAUGUCUAGUAAUCUGGAAUCCUUCUUGUAUGGCCUGCAUGCCCUAUUUAAGGGUGACUUCCGUAUAUCUUCAAUUAGAGAUGAAUGGAUCUUUGCUGACAUGGAAUUGCUGAGGAAAGUAGUGGUUCCUGGAAUACGGAUGUCACUUAAGCUACAUCAGGAUCACUUCACUUCUCCAGAUGAAUAUGAUGAUCCUUCUGUCCUUUAUGAAGCCAUAACAACCCAUGAAGAAAAUCUAGUUAUAGCACAUGAAGGGGACCCUGCUUGGCGGAGUGCAGUUCUCUCCAAUUCUCCCUCCCUCCUUGCUCUGCGUCAUGUGAUGGAUGAUGGCACCAAUGAAUAUAAAAUCAUUAUGCUAAAUAAGCGGUAUCUCAGUUUCAGGGUCAUUAAGGUGAAUAAGGAGUGUGUGCGUGGCCUGUGGGCAGGACAACAGCAGGAGCUUGUGUUCCUGCGUAAUCGUAAUCCAGAAAGAGGAAGCAUCCAAAAUGCAAAACAAGCUCUGAGGAACAUGAUCAACUCCUCUUGUGACCAGCCAAUUGGAUACCCAAUCUACGUCUCACCUUUGACUACUUCCUAUUCAGAUAGUCAUGAACAGCUUAAGGAGAUUCUCGGGGGAGCUAUCAGCUUAGGAAACAUCAGAAACUUCAUAGUGUCUACGUGGCACAGACUAAGGAAAGGCUGUGGAGCUGGCUGCAAUAGUGGUGGAAAUAUUGAAGAUUCAGAUGCUGGAGGUGGAGCUUCAUGCACAAGUAACAAUGCAACUAUCAAUGAGUCGCAGAGCAGCAUGUCACAAGGAGGAGGGAGUGCAACUACAGGGCAGGGACCUGGAGCAGUACAGCACCCUCCUGUUGCAGCUCAUCCCACAACUCUUCCUGCAGCUCAUCCACCAACUCAUCCCUCCACUCUGGGCACCAGUCACAGCUCUCACUCUGUGCAGUCAAGCCUUGUCAGACAUUCCCCUGCCCGCGCCUCGGUAGCUAGCCAUUCAUCUUAUUGCUACGGCAGUCGUCAUUCAUCUCUUCGCACAUCCGCAACAGGCUUUGUGCCUUGUCGGCGCUCUUCCACCAGUCAGAUAUCCCUUCGUAACCUCCCAUCAUCCAUCCAGUCCCGCCUAUCUAUGGUGAACCAAAUGGAACCUACUGGCCAGACUGGGGUCAGCGCACAGCAUGGACUGCCUUCUUCUAGCAGCUCCAGCCAAAGCAUCCCAGCCUGUAAACAGCAUGCCCUUGUGGGCUUUCUAGGGACAGAAGGAGGGAGUAAUGCAACUGAAACUCAGUCAGGUGGUAAUGCAAGCCCUGCAAAUCAAAUGCAAGCCAAAAAGGAUGAUGUUAUUUACAGAAUCCAGUUAAUGGAUCCCAGUCAAGUACUGGAAGGGAUCAACGUGUCAAAAAGGAAAGAGCUGCAGUGGCCAGAUGAGGUGAUACGGCUAAAAGCUGGAAGAAACAGCUGGAAAGACUGGAGUCCUCAGGAAGGCAUGGAAGGCCAUGUGAUUCACCGCUGGGUGCCUUGCAGCAGAGAUCCAAGUAGUCGGUCCCAUAUAGAUAAAACCAUCCUGCUGGUUCAAAUUGAAGAUAAAUAUGUUGCUGUUGUUGAAACUGGAGUCCUUGAACUUGGGGCUGAAGUGUAAAUCUCUCUGAGACUGAAACUUGCCCUUCUCCAACGGUUCCGAAGAGAGAAGAAGGGUCCAGAAGAAGCAGCUCCCAGGACAUGAAACUUUGGUCCAGUUUUAGGAAAGGACUUGAAACGCAUUUGUCUAAGUCCCUUCCCCCAAAUAAACAAGUGUAAGAAACUUCUUAAAGUUGUUAGCUGCUGAAGAAACAUUUGCAUGAAGGAUAGAUUUGUUGAGACAUAUCUUUUUGUUUAUAAAUUUUGUUUAUGCAUUGCGUAAUGCUUUAAAUCAACAAACUUUUCAGUUCUAAGAUCAGAGCACCUCAUAUUUUUCUAAUUGUUUUGCCAAAAAUUGCCAUGUCUUGUCACAGAGUGAGUGGAAUUCAUCCACCUUAUUUUAAAGAAAUUGACUACAAACCUUCAGUUUGGUGAAACAGUGUAAGCGUUUCAGGUGUGGCAAGAAGAGACUGAACAGAUGUAUAGAUUCUUAUUCCUUAUGAGCUAAACAUUAAUGAGAACUGCACUAAUUUUUUUACAGCAAUGCACUAAAAACAACCCUGAGAUUGCUGAGAACAUUUAUUUAUAUAUAUAAAUAUAAGUAUAUAAAAUACCAUUAUUUAAAUUGCCUUUGGGAUUAAUCCCCUCCCUCUCCAUAUACAUGUUGAUGGUAAGGGCUGUGCCAUGGGUUUGGUUCUAUGUUCUGUAUUUCAUACAAGUGCAUUUGCUGCAUCCUCUUCACAAUAAAUGGUAAAAUAACAAAUAUAUAAAAAAGCACCUGAGUAUCCCUGUACUACAUCAGACUAUUGUGGUGGCAGUGGUACCUCAAAUCUGUACAACACAUCUAGCUUUAAAGUGGACCCCAAUAUACUACUUUUCAUCUGUCCUCCCUUCGCUAGCCAUGGCUACUUUGCUUCUUUACACCCAGAGCUGGCUAUGUUGUUUCAUUGGCUCUUCUCUGGCAGAGACAGUUGAGUUUUGUAGGGGGAGGUGCAGGUCCAUGAUUACUUCAUGGAUGCUUGAAGGUUUUUUUGAUUCCAUCCAAUUUAAAAAGAAAAACCAGCAACAACAAAACCCCCAAAAAACAAAACAGAAAAACCCAACAAAAACUUGACUUCAACUUUUAAAGAGCUUUUAUAGAAGGCACAGCCCUAAACUUGUAUCACUUUUGCCACCUUGCCUUUUCUUUCCCUUUAGUCUUCAUUCUUUUCUAUGACUUGAAUUUUAUUUUCUGUGAUUAUAUAUUCUAUGUAAGUGUAAUUUGAGUAUUUAUAACUGUGAAGUUGAAUUAUUCAUGUGUUGCAUAUCCUAGGUUUUAUUGUAUUUUUUUAAAAGUGUGUAUUCAGGGAAACAACUCAGAACUAUCAUGGGAGUGUGAGAGGGAAACUGGUUUGUUCUUUACUUGCAGUUCCUAUGACUCACUUCUCUUAAUCCGUAAGAAAAAAAUGUACCUGUUGUGAUUGUUUCCUGUUUCUGACCUGUAAUUAUGUAGGACUCUGUGGGGAAACUGCAUACAGUCAUAGCUUUUGGGAGCAGCCAUCUUCUUCCCAGUCACCUCUGCUUCUUUAUAUGUAAGGUAACCAGAAGAGAAUUCUGAUAUACCAGAGAGGUUAUUGUAGUUAUUUCUCUGACAUCAGAGAAACCUUGUCCAUUAUGUACCUAAUGUAAGAGAAAUUAUAUGGGGUGAGAAAAAACGAAGGAAGAAACAGCUGCCUAAGAAAUAUUGGUAUUCUGACUCAAGUCACUGUAUGCCAUCUAGCCAUGAAAGGGUAAGUCUGUGUGCCUGGUAGCUAGUCAGUUCUUGAUACCAUUCCCAGUAAAUUAUACUGGGACCUUGCUUACAUCAUACACUAUGCAAACUUGCACUUGAAGUACUGCGCAUCUUACAGUUGCGUAUUACUAUUUGGUUUAUGCAUAUGCAGUCCCAUUUAGUCUUGGUAUAAAUGCACAGUUCUGGAUCUGCCACCAUUGAAAUAAUUUUGCUGUUCCAUGUAGUUUAUCAUAUGUGCAUAUUAUAGUGUAGUUGAAUUCAUCUCCUGCAUAUCUGAAAAUGUAGUACAGUAGAUGAACCUUCUUCAGCAGUCUGGUAACAUUGCUGUCAGGAACGCAGAAAAUGUGUUAAGUUUUGAAUUGAUGGUGUUCUAGUUAAGGUUUUAUUCUGUGUCCUUCCCUUCAGGUAAUUACAGGGUUUCCCAUAUCACUGGGAAUAUUGCUUCAUUUUAGAAAGAAGAAUUUGUUUUAAAAUAGGCCCCCAUUUGUUAUUAGUUGCAAGAGGUUUUUUUCUUCUACUGAAGUCUUGAGGUAAACAAAUGACUGAAAAACAAAAGAUGUAGGGUUUUGGUUUUUUUAAAAAAAACUUGACUGAAGCAACUUUCAGGAUUUUAAUGCUGGCUCUGAACAAUCUCUUCUACUCUCUUCAGGGCAAGAUAAUGACAAUGUCCAUUGCUGGUAAUAGACAUGAUAGGAAUUAAUGGCUUGUUAACAUGAAAAUUCUAGAGAAUUUGUAACUGCCUAGAAUUAGAUCAGCAAACAGCAGAUGGGGAGGAAGAAAGGCUUUUUUUAAGGGGCAAAGAGAAUUGAUGGAUCUUUCUAUUUUUUUAAUCUUCAGGCUUUUGGUGUGUUGCCUUCAGGAGAUGGAUUUUAAUGUGACCAGUUAACAGGUUAAUACCUUCUUUCAGGUAUUUAGCGAACACGUGUUGUAAAGCCAUUCACAUAGUGCUCAGAUCUAUUCCAGAUCUGCUCAACAGAAGCUACCUGCUUGAAAUUUCACUCUUCCAUAAGGCUUUGGAAAAGUAACUUUUUUUUCAAAGUCUUCCUGUAUUCAGAACUCUUAAGAUUCACAUAUGAUUUUAUGUUGGUUUGUGCAAAGUUUGUCUUUGUUUUGUCAUUUGCACAAUGGAAACUGUGUUUGUUUUCUUCUAAAUCCCCACAGGAUAGAUCUGUCUGUGGAAACUUCUGUUCCAGAUGGAGAUAAUUUCAUCUUUUGUUUUCUUUUCUUUGGCCUUUGUCUUGAUGCAUAGUAUCUUUCUCCUGUUGUGAGUGUGGAAAAGAUGGGGUAUUUUUCAGUUAGUCCUGUCAGUUGAGAUUGAGCUCAGCAUAGAGCAGAUUUUUUUUUUUAUCUUUCUUAAGGUUUCAUGAAAAAACAUUAUAGAUGAGUGCUUUAACUCUGUCCCCUUGCAUUGUGUGAUAUUCUCUUGCCAUAAGAACAUUCCAGUUAAGUCCAGUUGUUUUAGCUUCCAGGUAGAUCCCAAUUGAUUUUGUUUCUCAGAUUUCUUCAAAGGUGGUAUCUGUGUACAUACGUAAGGACUUGCUGCUCCCUAAAACAGAUAUUCAACUACAGAAAAAUGCUUGAAAACCCCACUAAUCAGAUUAUGUUCAUUGGUAAAAAUGGCUGCUACUUAAUUUUUUAAAACCUCUUCCCAUUUCACAGCCUUGUGAAAUCUUUUAAAGUGUUCUGAUUAAAACAGACGAACAAAACCCUGAAAUGUAUGUGAUGCCACUGAUGACACCUAGACUUCUGUGCCACUUGCACUGUAUGAUACUUGUGACGAAUUGUGGGGAUCUCUCUCAUGAUUCAGCAUUUGUGAAAUGAUUUCAAAGUUGGGGGGAGAGAUGAUGAUGAUUAUUUUUUGAGGUAAUUCUAUGUAGGUUUGCCUGGGCCGUAUGGCAUAUUUGAGUGGUGUUCUCAAUUUUCUGGUUGGUUGUGUAGUUCACCAGGCAUUCCUUACCCCCAUGUUCACAACCCCUUUGGGAACUGAAGAACUCUUAUAAGAAGCCUAGAUGACUGGUGAGGUGAAAGAUGAAGGCUCGUGGCACAGGUCCAUGCCCUUGGCUGUUUGGCAAGUGGCCAUAAAGCUUGGUCUGAACUAGGGUGUGAGGGUGAGAGGGGAGAAGAGAUGCCUUACAAUUAGAUUCAACUUCAGAUCAUUUCUCUGAUAAUGCACACAACACCAUAUGACCUAGGAGUGUAGAUACAAAGACACAGCUUUAAAGAUCUUUCUCAAUUACAGAACUCUCCGUUCACAAAAUGGAGCAGGAUAGAUUGCAUUUCUUACCAUUAACAAUAUUAUUCAAAUAUUAUUCAACUUAUAUUGAAUUCGGGGUUAUACCACCACAGGUUUUAUGUACUUAAUUUUAUUAAGGAAUUUUAUACCUAUUAUAUAGGCAUCUAUUCUUUUCUUGUCUGGCUUGCUAUUUGAUAAUCUAAUGCAGUACAUUCAGUGGCGCUGGACUCUUUCAGAAAUUAUACUGGUAAUUACUGGUGCCUUAGUAAAAAAGUGGGUACAUAACACCUUGGUGGGAAGUAAAGCAUGUGGCUUGUUUUACCCCAGCAUGAUAUGCAUAUUUCCAAAAAGGUGAUUAAGAUGGCUGCUCCAAAAGAUUUCAGGAGUAUACAUACAUCACUCCGUCACAGACAUCUGAGUAUGAGCAAUUUUUAUGACUUCUGGUAUGUACAGUUUGAAUAGAUAAUCCCAAUACACCUAGUCCACAAAUCUGAAAGAUGGUGAUCAAAUAGCUGGGUAUGUUAACUUGUUACACAGACACCCCCAAAAGCUUGACAAUAACCUGCUGGCUAGGAAAUGGAGGGAGAGGGGAGUAGAGCAUAAACAGGAGGAUGGCUUUUGGGGUUUUAAUGGACAAUGAAAAUAUUAUAUUGCCUCUACCAGCAAACGGAUACCUUGCCAGGGACAGGGAUAUAUGUACCUGCGUGUCUGUGAGUGUGUAUGUGUCUGCGUGUGUUACUGGAAACAGCCUGUAAAUAUUGUAGCUGUUUAAAAUGGAAAAGGCAGAGAGUUUUUUUGCAACAUGUUGCAGCAAAAGGACAGUAUUGACAGUGGAGAAACACUGAGAAAUAAAAAAUCCUUUUUUCA
Molecule: messenger RNA, 12093 nt
Organism: Harpia harpyja (harpy eagle)
Lineage: Eukaryota; Metazoa; Chordata; Aves; Accipitriformes; Accipitridae
Gene: PCNX1
Product: pecanex 1
Exons: 36
Coding region: 195-7244 (2349 amino acids)
Cellular component (GO): membrane
Source: RefSeq, a predicted model, not a curated record